UUCAACAUGUCUGUCAUAGUAGAUUGAAGAGCUUCGCAGUGGAGGCGUAAUCUAUAUUUUUAAAAUUUAAAAUUGUAAUAUUAAAGUCAAAACUAUGAUAUGAUAUUGUCUUAGUGUUAACUAAUUCAGCCCCAGCUCAACUCUUGUUGGCCAGUGUAAGUGUUUGCUGUGGCUUGUGUUUAAGCUGAAGUAACGCCCCCAAAACUGGGGCAGCUCUGCCAUAGCAUCAUCCCAUAUUGUCGUUCUUUAGUCUACAAUUUGCCCGACAGUCGAAAUGUUGCAAUGGAUUUUUGUAGCGCUGUUCGCUUUGCUCGCGCUGGAGGCGGAGACGACCAACAUCAAGUGGCACAGUGUUGGUGCCGCAUUCGAUAAUGCCAAUGCCUGGCUGGAUGAUUAUUUGCCCUGUGCACAGGACUUGGUUGUCUUUCCCAGCUAUUAUCCAGCUGUGUUGCCAUUGCCCAAGCAGCUGGCCGUGGGCGGAUUUGUGCUGCCUCGCUUGGGCGGUCUGCUGCUGGCAGAGGAUGCUACCAUAGAACUGGGAUUGGGCACAGGCUUGAAUAGUGCUUGUGGCAGCAGUGAGAGACGCGCCUACUUGAAGCCAGCCAAGACGAGCAAGUGGUUUGAUCCGAGCAGCUGGCGUGGGCAGCCCAGCAGCAGCAGCAGCAGUGCCUCCACCUCCAGCUCGGCCAUCGAUAGCUACUUUGACUUGGACCGUGUGCCCUGCGACGAUGAGCAUGUGGUGAUUAGUGGAAACAGUGGUGCGCUCUCUUUUGACUUGGAGAAUGUGCAGUUUCUACGUUUGGGCCAGCUCAUCCUAGCGGGCUCCUCCAUUUCCCGCAACUAUCUGCAGGAGCUGCUCAGCAGAGAUUUGGGUCAAUUGCUCUUCCAUAAUGCCCAGAAUGUGUUUGUGGAGUACUAUAGAGGUGAACUAUGUGGCUGUCACAAGGACUACGAGCAUUUGCUGGAACUUGUCUGUUCCCACGUGGAGCCUCAAUGCGAAGUGCCACAUUGCGUCUCUCCACUGCGUACAAACGACGGCUGCUGUUUGGUCUGUGGCGCGAUGUUGCAUGUGAAUAGCGAGCAUUGCGUGGAGGAGGAUCGCAAGAGCUUGAUCACUCUUAUCGAUAGUUUUAUGGCCAAGGAGCAGCUGCAGGAUGAGUUGCAGUUGCAUGUGAACUAUGUCGGCUCGAGUGCGUUUGGCAAUGCUCUGCAGGCGAUUGUCGUGGAUCGACGUGGCUACAGCGAGCGCAGCGUGGAGUUUAUGAAACGUUUCGCGGCGCAACGGAAUCAAAGCAAAUUUCUGGCUCAACAGAAAAAUCUGAAACUCUUCUAUUCUGGCCAUCCAUACAAUCCCAAUGUGAGCUUUGCCUCGGUGCUGCUCAUACUCUUCUGUGUGGUGCUAGUGGGCGUCGUCUCUUUGAUUAUGCUCGCUCACUUUAUGCCGCAGAACCCGUAUCUGAAUCGCAUACCACAAUGGAUACACAAUCCCAGACGUUGGCGCUGGCAUCACCUGGAUUUGCGUUUGCCGCAGAAUUUGCUCUUCAAUCGAUUUGAUAAUGCGGCAGCUGGAAUGGGAGUGGGAGGAGCAGCUGGCAGUGCAGUAGAACGCCUGGCUGUCAUUGGCUAUGAUGCGGAGAGCGAAGAGGUGCGUGAGCGCGCUUUCAAUAAUCCCAUGUUCGAGCAAGCCGAGCAGGUGGCAGCCAUUGAAGAGCAGCCGGAGACAACUGCAAUGUCAGCCAAGGUAGAAACUGGGCAAUUGGACAGCUGCAGCGUGGAGGAGCAGGAGCUAACAGAAAUCAAUUUGGAGUCCUCUGACGGCGAAAGUGAAGACGAGGCGGAAACCAAGGAAUGACAGAGAAUAUAAAUAUGAAAUCUUAAUCAUGAUAGCAAAAGAUAUUUCUAUUUUAUAAAUAUCUAUCGAAAAUUAUAACAGA
Drosophila hydei is the source of this 1934-nucleotide messenger RNA. RefSeq names its product protein amnionless (gene Amnionless). NCBI's taxonomy places the organism in Eukaryota, Metazoa, Arthropoda, Insecta, Diptera, Drosophilidae. The transcript has a single exon. Gene Ontology annotation, biological process: intracellular protein localization; receptor-mediated endocytosis. The coding region runs from base 275 to 1852 and encodes 525 amino acids. Gene Ontology annotation, cellular component: apical plasma membrane; endocytic vesicle. The record is from RefSeq and is a predicted model, not a curated record.